Messenger RNA from Microplitis demolitor, 2902 nucleotides. Its product is annotated as cGMP-dependent 3',5'-cyclic phosphodiesterase. Bases 361 to 2535 code for a protein of 724 amino acids. Gene Ontology annotation, biological process: regulation of mitochondrion organization; cGMP catabolic process; negative regulation of receptor guanylyl cyclase signaling pathway. Lineage: Eukaryota; Metazoa; Arthropoda; Insecta; Hymenoptera; Braconidae. Gene Ontology annotation, cellular component: mitochondrial inner membrane; mitochondrial outer membrane; nucleus. The transcript has 10 exons. Gene Ontology annotation, molecular function: 3',5'-cyclic-GMP phosphodiesterase activity; 3',5'-cGMP-stimulated cyclic-nucleotide phosphodiesterase activity; protein homodimerization activity. The record is from RefSeq and is a predicted model, not a curated record.
UCCGGGGUCAGUAAUCCUCUGAUCGUGGAAGGUGGAAGAUUUCGGAGUAAAUGAGUACAAAAUUUGUAUUCAUUACUUAUGUUUUAGUAAACAAUUAAGUAAAAUAAUAAAAAAUAAAAAACAAAGUUUAAUUAAACAAUAUUAUUACAUUUAAAAUAAUAUGACCAAAAGUAAUCGAGCAUGAAUUGCCAAAAUAAAUUCGGAUUUGAAAAAACUUCAAAUGUUUCUCAUAAGUAAUAACAAUAAUAAUUAUCGCCGUGAUUUAAGUGAAAUAAUUUAAUAAUGAGGAGCAAUAAAUAGUAAAUUAUUACUUGAUAAUAACGUAACUUAAGAAUUUAAAUAAAUAAAUAAUUAAUUAAAAUGACGUUGCAAUUGGAAUCAACGACACCUGAAAAAAUGCUUUCUCUCAUUAAAGAUCUUGCUGACUUGCCUUGCAGUAUUAUGCAGAAAAAUUUAAAUAAAUAUAUUGAAUCAAAAUCUGGAGCAAAUAUAUCAUUUCUUGCGCCUAUUUUGCCAGAAUCGGAGGAAAUGGUUAUUCAUGUUGUGGGUGGAAAAAUACUUGACAGAGGAUUAAGAAUUCCUAUAAACCAAUCAAACGCAAGCGAUCAUGUAUUACAUCGCGUUAUUAAAACACGAAAGUCAUUAAAAGUUAACUGUACAGAACUGGACCAAGAAUUAUUACUACAUUUAAACUCUGUCAGUGAACUGGUACCUGAUAAAUUACUCAGUAUUCCUAUUGAACAUCCUAGUGAGCAGUAUAUUGCGUUAGUUGUUACCCUGAUAAAUUAUCCUGAUGACGAGGCUGCUGAGGAUCUUUGUAUUAAAAUUGUCGAAGAAUGUUUUCGAUAUUGUUUGGGGUUACUAUUGAAUACUUUAAGAUGCCAAGAGGAGACGCGGCUAAAAGUUCAAUGUCAAGAUCUACUUACUGUUUCAAGGAAACUUUUUACUCAUUUGGGCGAUUUGCCGGAUUUGUUACGGGAAAUAAUGGUCGAGGCAAGAAAGUUGACAAAGGCUGAGAGAUGUUCAUUAUUUUUACUUGACCAUGAGCAUCAUGAACUUGUAGCCAAAGUUUUUGAUGGAAUUUCAACAACAGACGAAAUGCGAAUAGCUCUCGAUCAAGGGAUAGCCGGACAUGUAGCAACCUCAGGAAAAUUAAUAAAUAUAAGAAAUGCGUAUGAGCAUCCAUUAUUUUACAGCGGAAUCGAUGAAGUAACAGGAUUCAAAACAAGAAAUAUAUUAUGUUUUCCUAUACGUGACGAAAAUCAGAUAAUCGGGGUAGCUCAAUUGUGUAACAAAACAAAUGGACUUUAUUUCGACGUGUGUGAUGAAGAAGUUGCAACGGCUUUUAGUAUUUACUGUGGAAUAUCUAUAAUGCAUAGUAUAAUUUAUAAAAAAAUUCAAGACUCUCAGGCAAGGAGUAAAUUAAGCAACGAACUGAUGAUGUACCACAUGAAAGUCGAAGAAGAAGCCGUUCAAGCAUUACUCAACUGUCGAGAUGAUCACAGUCCCAAAGAUUUUGAUCAAUUCCACUUUAGGCCCCGUAAUAUUCCUCAUCAACAUACACCUUGUUACGUUUUAAAAAUGUUCGAUGAACUUGACCUUAUCACACUAUGGAGAAUAAAACGAAAAACAUUAGCGAGGUUUAUACUUUAUGUGAAGAAAGGAUACAGAGAUGCUCCGUAUCAUAAUUGGGUCCAUGCAUUUUCCGUCGCACACUUUGCCUAUCUGAUGAUUAAAAAUUUAAAUCUUGUCAAAAAUAAUUACAUGACACGAUUGCAGUCAUUAGUAUUUCUUGUAUCAGGUUUGUGCCAUGAUAUUGACCAUCGAGGGACCAACAAUUCAUUCCAAACCCAAUGUGGUACCGUAUUAGCGAGUCUUUACAGUUCAGAAGGUUCUGUAAUGGAGCGACAUCAUUUAGCGCAAUCAAUGUGCAUUCUCAAUACUGAAGGUUGUAAUAUUUUUGAAAAUCUUACAAGUGAUGAAUACAGCGAGGCUUUAGAUUUACUCAGAAAUAAUAUUCUUGCCACUGAUUUGGCUUCACAUUUUCGUUCAAUUGAUGAACAAGAUGAAAUGGUUAAAAAAGGAUUUGAUUAUAAAGAUCCUGUUCACCAAAAACUUUUGCAUGCCAUGUUCAUGACUUGCUGUGAUCUAAGUGAUCAAACUAAAGACUGGAGGACAUCCAAAAAAACCGCUGAGCAAAUAUACGACGAAUUUUUUUCUCAGGGAGAUUUAGAAAAAAGUAUGGGCACAGCACCAAUUGAAAUGAUGGAUCGUGAAAGAGCAUCGAUACCGGAUUUACAAGUACAAUUUAUAACAAAUCUCGUGUUGCCUUUAUUUGAAAAUUUAUCGACAUUAUUUACAACUGCCGACUGUCUUGUUGAAGCAAUAAAACGUAACCGGGAAAUUUGGCGCAUUGCCAUACCAAUAUUUCACAGAUACAGCGAAAUGGGAAUAAAAGGAAUGGAUAUUCUAUUGGAUCAAAAUAUUGAAAACGAAAUUCUGACUGCCUAUCGUACGCAAACGUUGCCGACGUAAAUUAAAUAUAUGAUAUAUGUAUAUAUAUCAACAUUAUAUAUUUUAAAUUAUAUUUUUUAUUAGCGUGAUAAAUUAAAGUGCUUGCUAUUUUUAGAUCUUUAGGAUACUUUGACAGUUAUUAUUUUUAUCAAGACUACACUGUGUUUAAUGAAAAUAUAAAUAAUAAUAAACACUUUAAAGUAUCGCUACUGUUGUGAUAGAAAAAUUUAACUGAUAGUUUAUAGUAAAUUAUAGUGCAAAAAUAUAAAUUUCAGAGCGCUGGCGCCUUUUACAUUUUAUAAAUUAUUAUUUAUUAACAAAAAUAGAAAUUACUCUAAUUAGUGUCGAUUCUAAAAUUAUUUUAUUUAAAUUUUUAAGUAUUCAUUUU